AGCCUGUUUUGAUAUCCCAGAUGGCAACCUACAGCGAACAUAAUGGCAGAAAUGGACUAAUUGUGAGCAUGAAGGAGUCUUUUGAAGGAAAAGUAACAAAGAAAGAAUGUGAAGGAAAGUUUGAAGCUAAACGGCCUUCCAAGGAUUUGUGCCACUCUGCCAGCUCAGCGGAAAGCAACACAAGUGGUGUGGCAAGUUUCACCACUAACCACAACUCUGUUGUGUGCCUGCCUCUGGUGUCAGAGGGACUGAAAUUGGUAUGGACACAGUCUGAUCAGACCCGUGAACUUGACACAAUCCCAGAGUUGGUCCAAGCCUUUAACUUAUUUCCAUAUCCAUCCUCCCAUGAGGUUAACACACUGGCCCGAGUAUGUGCCUUGCCACUGGACAAAGUCAAGGUGUGGUUUAUGGUGCAGAGAAUUAAAUAUGGUAUCAGCUGGUCGUCAGAGGAGAUAGAGGAGACGCGGCGGAAGCUAGCAGUGCCAGAGGUUAACGAUGAUUCUACUGAAACAAACGAGGAAGCCAAAAUAAACAGCAAGAGCAAGACUUGUGAGGAAUUAGUCAUUGAGGAUAAGGAUAGCAAGGAAGUGGAGGUUGCUCUCUCCAGCUUUACCCCCAAGAAGACAAAACCAAAGUGUGAGUCACCAGAUUCUUAUAAACCAGCUAAACCCACCACCCCUUGUUUCAGUUCCACCCUUCCCCCUCCUCAGGAUUCAUACUUCUAUCGCUCACCAGCAGACACGCCAGCAAGCACAGUGACUGAUGUCUCCCUUGACCUUUCAGAGCCAUCAUCGAGACAGCACCGUCACGGGCGCUACAAAAAGUCCAAAGCUCAGCUCGCUGCUCUUCGAAAGAGCUUUCUGAGAGAGAAUUGGCCUGCAGAGGCAGAGCUAAGACGUUUGCAGGAAGAAACUGGGCUGACCCGCAAUGACAUUCGUAAAUGGUUCAGUGACAGCCGUUAUCAGCUUAGAGUUGGCCGAGGAAGCCUGGCAGCAGCCCAGAGCUAUUCUCAACACACUGCUGUGGGAGGUAAACAUGAUCAACAAACUCAACCUCUUCCACUUAUUACUCAAAAGCCUAAUAGUGUGAAGGGGAACGAGGGACCCCGUAGCAGUGGAGCUAGACAUUCACAUUUCUUUCAGACCUUUUUGUCAAACAGUCUGGAAGCAUUUGGGGAAAGAGUACUUGAGGCAGAAGAGUGUGAUGUCAUGGAGGAGCUUUCUGGUGAUGGGGACAGUGUCAAAGACGAAGGGCAAAGUGAAGAACAGCCCUUACAAUUGACCAAGACCUGCAAGAUCGAGACAGAUGUUCCACAGGAACCAUCUGGUAUAUUAAAAUCAUCUCCCUACUCUUCCCCAGCUAGCAGCCCACCACCGACUAAUAAACAGCUUUCAAACAGUAGCAGCACAUCAAAGAAGUCCCACCCAGCCAAAGCCAGUCCCUCACAAACACCCAUUCACAUCUCAGGGGCGUCUUCAACUACAUCUUCGUCUCCUGCUCUCACUCCUGGUGGGCGACCAAGAAAGACCAAGGAGCAAUUGGAUGUUUUAAAACAGCACUUCUUGCGCUGCCAGUGGCCCAAGAGUGACGAUUACACUGAACUUGUUAAGCUUACAGGUUUACCCCGAGCAGAUGUAAUCCAGUGGUUUGGUGACACACGUUAUGCUGUUAAAAAUGGCCAGCUGCGCUGGGUAAAGGGGGUCCGUGACCAGUUCUUGGCCGAACUUGCUGUCCAGCAGAGUGGCAGUGGUUUGACUAAUGGAAGCAGCUCUGGGACAUCUAAUCGGGCUGGCGGUAGCCGUAAACGAAAAUCUCAGGCAAAUGUACCAAGUACAGAUUCUCCUGAUAUCCAGCCAUUGCUAACGUAUUACCUUUCAACAGGCUCACUACAUGAAAAAGACCUUGACUCACUAUGCAAGAAAUCAAGAAUGAGCUACCAGCAAGUGCGAGAUUGGUUUGCAUCUCAGGAUGCGGGGGAGACCGACCAGGAACAUAGUAUUACUGACUGAACCAGACAUAAGAAUCGGGCUGUGCGAUAUGACCACAAUCUCAUGUCACAAUACGCAUCAUUUCAUAUUCAGAUGAUAUAUCUCAGUAACGUAUUUUCUGUAAAUUUAAUAGAUGAAUAAAUGUAAAAUAAAUAGAUAUGGAUUUUCUCCUACAAACUUUGUUCCAACACUCGACCUGAAUGUUUCAAUUUGGCACUGUGUACCUUGGGUCAAGUUUUUACACCAACUCGCAGGCCAUAAGUUUCAACAGCAGCCCUAAGCUCCUUCCAUCUUUGCGAUUCUUUGCCAUGUGGUGCGUCAUGGGUAAAAGCCUCUUGCAGUGUCUGAGUCCGGGGUUUGUUUUAAGCACCCAACUGUACUUUUCUCGUCUGUAAUUUCCUAGUGCUCUUUGACUUGAUUCUUGGGCAGGUGGUUAUAGAGGUUGUUGUAUUUGGAGUCUGUUUGUAAAGUUCUUUUUUCUGGUCUGUGUCAGACUUUUUAUACUUAUACAACUUUCAUGCAACAGAAGUAGCACCUCUCUUAUGUAUAAGCUCCUGGUUUUGUGGGGUCUUUCUUUUUAGAAUUGCCGUAUUCUGUGCCACGUUCACGUGUCCUGCCUGCAUCCAUGCUAUGUGGAAAAACACAAAACAUCCAAAUAACAAAAACACUGCUGUAAAGAGUGAUUUACGGCUGAACGAAAUAAACAAUACUGGAUAAUGCAAAGAGACUUCUAUUGUGACACGAUAUAUAUAUCAUAUCACACAGCCCUACUUCAAAACAUUUCUAAAAGUAGGUGGAGUGCUCCUCAUGUACUUUGCAUCAACAAGCAUAGUUAUUACUUUGGUUUAAAUUGCUUUAAUUGGGGCAGUUUUGUAACAUCCAGUCUUCCCAGUACAAGCCCUUAAUAAGGUUUGUGUUUUUUAUAUAUGCUGCAUUUCCUGCUUAUCCUAAUAUAUUUGGACUGGAAUUAUAAUUGUGCUUCCUGUGUCACUGUAAAUAAGACAGUAAAUUGUACACUGGUUUGCGAUAUUUUUUUAGCUUAUCUUUUUGUUUAGAUCUCACUACUUAAGAUUUUUCUUAGUAUGAUAUUGUAGCAGUAUAAUUUAAACUGGUUGUACUCUCGGUACCUGACUAUAGCAGAUGAGUAACUGCUCCAGAAAAUGUCUGUGUGUGAAUUUGUUGACUGAUAAUUGUGUCAUAAUUCCUUCACAGCCGAUAAUUCCUUAUCAUUGAAAGCACACUGGACAUGUACACUUUAAAUUGAUAUCUUGCACUUUGGUUUCAGAGCCUGCUGCCAUUAUUUCCAUUAAAUUCAAUUCUUUCACAAAA
Messenger RNA from Paralichthys olivaceus (Japanese flounder), 3317 nucleotides. RefSeq names its product homeobox and leucine zipper encoding a (gene homeza). Lineage: Eukaryota; Metazoa; Chordata; Actinopteri; Pleuronectiformes; Paralichthyidae. Gene Ontology annotation, molecular function: DNA-binding transcription factor activity, RNA polymerase II-specific; DNA binding. Gene Ontology annotation, cellular component: nucleus. The record is from RefSeq and is a predicted model, not a curated record. Gene Ontology annotation, biological process: regulation of transcription by RNA polymerase II.